UAUGUGUAAAAAAGCAGAGCCUAUCCACGACCAGGAGAAGAAAUGUCGAGGAAUUUGGCAAUGGUGGCCGUGGGUGUGCUCCACCUUCCCUCCCGCCUCCUAUCUUCGUCUUCCCGAAUUGCUUCCUCUUCUUCUUCUUCUUCUCGCCCUCAAGGUCUGCCACUCUCUGUCUCUUCAGGUGUUGCUAAGGUGGUUCUCAAAAAGGGCAAGACACAGCUCUUCAAAGACGGAAGUCCAAUGGUGUACAGUGGAGCCGUCGACAGGAUCAUUGGAAAACCGCCUCCACAGACUGGAGAUGUUGUCAUUGUCGCCGAUGGAACCGAGAAUCCCAUUGGUUGGGGUUUGUAUAACUCCGUUUCUAUGUUCUGUGUUCGCCUUAUGCAGCUCCAACACGAAUCCACCAGAGAUCCUUCUUGUGCACUCAACAUUGAGAAGCUUCUCCAAACUAGAAUCACUCAAGCAGUUCAGUUACGGAAUAGUUUAGGACUCCCCUCGGCGAAUACUAAUGCUUAUCGUCUUGUGAACAGUGAGGGAGAUAGAUUGUCUGGAUUGAUAGUGGAUGUGUUUGGAGAUAUAGCUGUGGUUGCAUCUUCUGCUGCUUGGCUUGAGAAGUACAGGAAUCAUGUGGAGACUUGCUUGAGCUCAAUCCAUGGAAUUAAUCACAUCAACUGGAGACCGUCUCUCGAUGUUCUCAAAGAAGAUGGGUUUGAUAUCUCGUCUUUGAAACUAACACAAUCAUCAUCUCCUCCUCCUCCUCCUCUCCCCGACAGAUCAAUGGUCGUGGAAAAUGGUAUCACUUACGCAAUCUCGCUAGAGGGACAGAAGACAGGGUUCUACACAGAUCAACGUGAAAACCGUCACUACAUAUCAACCAUCUCUGCUGGCAAGAGAGUUCUUGAUAUGUGCUGCUAUAGUGGUGGAUUUGCACUAAAUGCUGCCAGAGGAGGUGCUACCAGUGUCCUCGGAAUUGAUUCAUCUUUACCUGCUUUGGAGCUCGCCAGAGAGAAUGUAAUCCUCAACCAUAUGGAUCCGGAGAAGGUUGUCUUCUUCAAACAAGAUUCUACAGAAUUCAUGAAGGGUGCUUUGUCAAGGGGAGAGACAUGGGACGUAGUCAUCCUAGACCCUCCUAAGCUAGCUCCAAGGAAAAAGGUUUUACAAAACGCGGCAGGAAUGUACAGAAAUCUCAACUCGUUGGCAAUGAGAUUGACAAGUAGUGGAGGUCUGUUGAUGACAUGCUCAUGUUCAGGUGCCAUGACACAGAGCGGAAAGUUCUUGGGCAUUCUUCAAAGCGCCGCAGGAAUGGCGGGAAGGAAGAUCACAGUGGUGAGGGAGGCAGGAGCUGCGUCUGAUCACCCACUUGACCCAUCCUAUCCUCAAGGCCAGUAUCUCUCCAAUAUUCUGCUUCGGGUGCUCUGAGUUUUGGUGCUCAAUCAUUUUUUUUGUUAGGUUGGUUGGGGACAAAAGUAGUAUAGUUUGAACUUGUUUGGAAUGAGAAGAAAGUAACAGAUAUUUGGAGUAUCAGCUCUCACCGAAAUAACCAUUUUGCAAGCAAGGAUUUCAAUGUAUACAUGGACAGAUAAGAUUUACA
Messenger RNA from Eruca vesicaria subsp. sativa (arugula), 1588 nucleotides. NCBI's taxonomy places the organism in Eukaryota, Viridiplantae, Streptophyta, Magnoliopsida, Brassicales, Brassicaceae. The record is from the annotation of a GenBank genome assembly.